CUCAGCAGACUUAUUAAGCAGUAGAGUUAAGGGUUCUCCAAUAACUGUGAAUUUCUUGGGGUUUGCUUGAGAACUUACUAUGCCUUGGGCAAAGGGGAUUUUACUUUUUACAAUGGCUGUGGUAUCACUGUGUUCUUCUUUAAGGGCUGAUCCUGAGUCCCUUUUUGAAGCUGGUGCUCCAUAUGGAGCAGUCCCUGAAAACCCAGUCCACUUUGGCAAACUUGUAAUUGGCGGUCAAGGUUCAGUAUCUUAUAAUGGUGUAAAAAUAUCCCCACUGAGGUUAGCAGAGUAUGAAGGGCACCAGUCAAACGAUGAAGCUUGGUUGCACUCAGCUAGCUCUAAGCUGCACCAUCUGCAUUCUUCUGUGCAAUGUAGCAAUGAUUCAAUGAUUUUACGUAUUCCAGGACCGAGAGUGCCACAUUUUCUAAUUGACCGAGGAGAGGAGUCACCAGUGCCUUUGUCUGAGAUGCCAGCUAGCUGUGGCUUCUCACUGAAGCGUGCACGCAGGGAUGUCUCUCUUGUUGCUCCAUACAGGGGCUGUCAUGUCAGACAACAGGGUGCAAGAUAUAUUCUGCCACUCAUUAUAAUGGGAGCUCCAGUGCAAGUGUCUUGCCCUGUGAGCCGUCCCCUCCCUACUGUGUCCUGCUUCUCCUUUGGCAUGAUCGUCAAAUCUUGUGUCAGGGCAGAUGAUGUUAAAGUUAAAGUUGAUGGAUCAUGGCAGCCUCUGCUUCUGAAGUACGCCCAAUGCUCUCUUACAUUGGAGACCUCUGCUGGUUUGCUGUUUAUCAUUGCACCAUUCACCGGAAGUUGUUGGGAAAUGACUGAUAAUGAAAGGCGACUCCCUUUGAUGUACGGUGACCAGGAAGUGAUUCAUUCCUGUCCUCUGACACAGCCAACCAUAACCCCAACUGUAGCCCCAACCACUCCGCUACGUGACCCAACUGUCUUGCAACAAAUGUUUGACCAUUUCCCUUCUGGAGGACCCUGGCGGUAUCCUCCAUACCCUGGUGUACCUGCUACCCUGCCUCCCACUGUGCCAACUACAGCUGCUCCUCCUCAAUAUCCUUUCCAACAACCCAUGUACCCUCCCAAGUAUCCCAUGCCAAUAUUUGAUCCCUUUCACCCUAAAGGUGACCCAGUUCCUCCCCCAGCAGCACAACCACCACAAUAUCCCUGGUACCAAAAGCUGCCUCCUUACAUGACUGGCUUCCACAGCCCAGUAGAAGUGACCACCCCUGCAACCACCACAACUGCCCCAUACCAGCCUCAACACCAGUAUCCAGGUUAUCCAAUGUACCCACCGUUCUACGGUCAACUACCCAUCAAGUCUGGGUCUCCAGCUGUGAAAAACCCUCUCAUGCCUCCAUAUCCUAAGGCUUCAGGCUUUGGUCCCCGCGGCCGUAAGGUACGGUCUUCUCCUGCAUUAUCCUCCGUCUAUGGGUCUCCUAGGUAACCACUUGACUGAGCAGAUGAGUGGAUUUUGAAGUGGCAUUCCUCUUGACACCAGAAUGAACUGACCUCAUUAGCUUGCUUGGUAUAAGCCUAAUAAAGCUUUGAAUUAAAA
This is a messenger RNA of Carassius gibelio (silver crucian carp), 1564 nucleotides long. Its product is annotated as proline-rich protein 36-like. The transcript has 6 exons. Bases 80 to 1453 code for a protein of 457 amino acids. The record is from RefSeq and is a predicted model, not a curated record. Lineage: Eukaryota; Metazoa; Chordata; Actinopteri; Cypriniformes; Cyprinidae.